AUGGAGAAGAUCAAGAGCGUCCUUCAUGGCCACAAGAAAGACGACAAUGUCGCCCACGAUGCGCCCACAUCUUCUCCCAGUCAGGAACACCCAAUCUACGACCAAAACCAAACUACUGCGCACAAGAAACGGAAUGACACCCCAGGACAGCCAAUGUACGACAUAAAAACCACCAGUGGCGCUCCAUACACAGAGCUGGCCCAUUCAGGCGACUCUGCAGGCCUUCACGGAAGUGAUGCACAUGGAACACCCACACAAGUCGGUACCGAUGGGCCCAUUGGCACAACAGCAGCUGCGACUGGAGUUAAUGAUCCCAUCCGGACGCAACAUCACACGAGUACCUCGCAGCCCCUCCAAGGCGCAACCACGACUGCUGGAGGAGCUCAACGUCCCGAUGCCUACCCCCAUGGCCACACUGCGGACCCAAGUGUCGCGAGCAUCAAGAGCGGCGUGAUUGGGUUCGGUCCUGGAGCCAGCCAGGGACAUGCUGCCAUGUCGACACACAACCCCACUCAAGAGUAUUUGGGUCAAGACCAAGUAGUCGGAGGCGGAGAUCAUGGAACUGCCGGAAUGACCAAGGGAGCGGGAAUGACCGAAGGAGCAGGCGUCAUCCCAGGCCAGACAUAUCCCCAACCCAGUGCAAUCGAUCGUGAUUCAAUAGGCGCUAAUCCUGCCUACGCGAGGGAAACACAGCCAUAUGAGAACACUUUGCGACAGGAGAGCUACACCGCCGAUACUGAUCGAUCGUUCCCUCUCGCUGGCGGUGUCAUCUCAAAACCUCACCAAGACCCCAUAUCCACGCAAUAUCCCACUGAGCACACCUCGCCUCUUCACAACAAAGGCAUCAGUGAACUCGAAUCUGGCACAACAGAGAGGGGAGUCGGUGUUAAUGACAGCCCCUCUCACGACAGUUAUGGAAGGGAAGGGCUGGCUGGAGCAGCCGCGGCCGCCACUGCCAUUGGCGCUUCUCAGGCACACUCACAGCCAGAGAGGCAGCCAGACGGACAGGGUGCUCGCAACCGAGGUCUUCAUACUCGUCAGCUUUCAUAUAGACAUGUUGCACCGGGAGACACUACGGGAUCUACUCAGACAGGCAAUGUUUCGAGCCAGCCGACGUCAGACCACCAUCCCGAAGUUUUGGCAGCUGCUACCGCGGCCGCUACGACUGCAGCUGCCUCGAGAUCUUCCGCCCUUCCCCCUUCUGCCCAGGGGCAUGAGUACGGGGCCCGGGAUGUCAACGAAUCAGAAGCUACUCAGUCUAAUAUCGCUGGAGCCCCGACGACUGGCAUGUCGAGCACUGGCGAGCGUCCACUAAAUCCCCGACUUGAGUCACACAGGCACAUUCCUGGCGAAUACAUUGCUACACCCAGCGACGAGAAAACAUUCCUCAACUACGCCCCUGUUAUUCAACCCUCAUCCACAGACGCAAGCGCACCGAUUGCGGCCGCAGAGCCUACGUCUACAUUGGACCCAUCUCACGUGCAGCAUUCGAGCAUUGACCCCACGUCUGCAAGCGAACCUCAUGAGCUUAGACACACUGGGACACUUGGAGAGCCCCAGCCAAAGUCGGCAGAUGAACAUCACUACGCUCGCGAUGCUGCCAUUGCCGGAGGUCUUGGUGCUGGUGCAGCGGGCUUAGGUGCGCAUGCAGCUUCGAAGACUCACGACACCCAGGACGUUGCUGAUAGCCAGCCUUUGUACGAAGAGUCAAGCCCGUACAGUAGUAAAAUGCUCGACCCUCGUGUCCUAGGCGAUUCUAAGCUAGAGGAGCGGAGGUUCGAUGAGCAGAGGUUCGAUCCACUGGCCAAGACUGAGGCGGCUCCUGCCAGUGGUGCAACGAUCUCUGGUCCUCCUGUCUCACACAGCCCAUCCGAGACCACAGACUCACAGCACAAUUACGGCCUCCCUGAAAGACAUCCUGAGCACCACUACGGUCGCGAUGCUGGCCUCGCCGGAGCUGGCGCUGCUGCUGCUGCUGGUGGUCUCUAUGCUGCCAACCGUGACAACACCGACAGCGGACCAGCUUCAAGCACUAUCGGACCUCACUCCAGCAACGCUGCCAACAUCAUGGACCCUAGGGUUCAGCCAGAGCCAAGCAAACAGAUACACCACAACGUCGGACCGACAACUGAGGACCCUGCGUCGCGUACGAUCGGCCCGCACAGCAGCAACAUUGCCAAUAUCGUCGACCCAAGAGUUAAGCCUGAUCCAUCCAAGCAAAAGGAGCACACCACGGUUGGACCUCAUCAAUCAGACACAUUGAACCGCCUAGACCCCAAGGUUGACGAGAAGGCUGGUCAGCAGAACGAGCAUCACUAUGGCCGGGAUGCUGCCUUGGUUGGAGGUGCGGGCGCCGCCGGUUACGGUGCAUACCAAGCUGACGCUAUCAAUGCGUAUGGCGACCACAAGAUGACUCAGCCUGCCGCUUCCAUGCCAGACCAGAGAUACGAUCCCACGGCAGCCGGCGCACGAGCGACCAACCCAGUUUCUCCAACAAGCCAAUACAACUACAACGAUCCCACUACGCAAAGCAAUGUCAAUCGCACUGAUCCCAACGACCACAUCAACAGGAAUGUUGCGCUUGGAGGAGCAGGUCUUGCAGCUGCCGGAUUGGGGGCAGGAGCUUACGCAGGAUCCAAGCAUGACGACAACACCACUCAGCUUCCACUUCGACAGAAGCAAGAGCUUGCGUCUUCUGGUCAGACUGCCACCAUCGCGCCUUCCGGUCAAACUGCGUACCCAACCCAAGGACUGGCACAAUCUUCCUAUCCUAUGUACGAAACUACCACGACUGCCUCAUAUCCCACCUCAGGUACCAUCGCACCACACAACACGCAUACCCAGGAAAUGUCAUCUCAACCCUGGGGACCUGGGGCAGUUCCCGUCAACGAUAGUCACGACAAGCGCAACGCCGCUCUUAUGGGUGGUGCUGUAGGCGCAGCAGGGCUGGGUGGUGCAGCUUACAUCGACUCCCAGCAUCAAGACGAGCGUGAGGCGGAAGAGCGUCUCAAGAAGAUUGCCCAUGAUCGCGAGAAGGAGCAGCAUAGACUCGACAAGGAACAGCACAAGCACGACAAAGAAGAGCUUGAGAAGGAGAAUGAAGGCGAGGAGAAGAAGAAGCACGGCCUUCUUGGAUUCUUGCACCGUGAUAAGUCCAAGAAGGAAAAGUCGACUGCCAGUCCUGAGUCCUCACCGCGCCAGUCUCGCGACUACAGUCCUAGACACUCCAGAGAGUAUGGCGAUGAUCAUCCCGACUCACCACGCUGGAAGGGCAAGCACCUUCUUCACAAGGACCCACCGAAGGGCCACCCGGCCCGUGAAGCUAUGGAGCACCAACAAAUGACUGAGUCGUCUGGUUCGGUAGGAAAGAGGGAGCACAUGGGUGUUGAUGGUCCGAUUGGCAACCCAACCAUGAUCUCGGGCGAUCGUGAAACUCAGCACGGCGUCUACGGUGCGCAUCCUAUCUCAGAUUUAGACCGCGACAACACGGUCACUGAGCCACACACUGGUCUACCCAUGAACACCGGGCGCUUCGGCACCGGGGCUGGUGGAACAGACAAUAAUCCUGCCAUUCAUGGUCACCAUGAACAUUCUGGUCCGGCACCGGGUCAGAGUACUACAGAUUGGGAGGCCAUCAGAAAGGGCAAUACGCCAUACUGA
This is a messenger RNA of Alternaria rosae, 3660 nucleotides long. RefSeq lists its product as uncharacterized. The coding region runs from base 1 to 3660 and encodes 1219 amino acids. The record is from RefSeq and is a predicted model, not a curated record. NCBI's taxonomy places the organism in Eukaryota, Fungi, Ascomycota, Dothideomycetes, Pleosporales, Pleosporaceae. The transcript has 8 exons.